AUGGAGUUGCAUGGCCGGAAGACCUUCUGGAGCUUCUUGGAAGAAGAUCAAAAAGUUCCUCCAUCGCCAACCAGCCACCACCACCGCCACUCGAACAAAGAGUCUGAGCCCCGGCUCAGCCUCUCGCGGCCUUCGUCGGCCACCGUGGCCUCGCUCUCUCCCUCGAGCCCUGGCGGCUCCCCCUGGACCCUCUCCCCGGUCCGCCGGUCGCCCUCGCCCUCGCCGUCGCUGCUCUACCACUGCAUCGCCUCCCUCCAGCGCCAGGACGGGAACGUCUACUCCAUCGCCAUCUCCCGAGGCGCGGUCUUCACGGGCUCGGACAGUGACCGGGUUCGGGUGUGGCGCCAGCCCGACUGCAUCGACCGGGGCUGCAUCCGGACCCACCAUGGCCGGGUCCGAGCCAUCCUGGCCCAUGGCGGCACCCUCUUCACCUCCCAUAAGGACCACCGCGUCCGGGUCUGGUCGGUCUUCAUCGCCGGCCCGGACCGGCUCCGGUCCAAGAAGCUCGCCACGCUCGCGCCCCGUGCUCCCAGCUUCUUCCCUUUCCACCGAAAAAAGCCCAACCAGCAUCGCGACACCAUCUCCUGCCUCGCCUGCUACCACGCCGAGGGCCUCCUCUACACUGGCUCGUGGGAUCGCACGGUCAAGGUAUGGAGGUUGACUGAGAAAGCCUGCGUUGACUCGUUCGUCGCCCACGAGGGGCAGGUCAGCGCCAUGCUGGUCAACCAGGAGGACGGCUGUUUGUUCACCUCCUCCUGGGAUGGUUCCGUCAAGAUAUGGAGGAGGGUCUACGGGGAUAGCUCGCAUGCUUUGACCGUGGUCCUAAGGUUCCAGACUUCGCCGGUGAACGCGUUGGCGUUGAGCCAUUCGAGUAGUUCUUGCUUCCUCUACUCGGGGUCGUCGGACGGGUAUGUGAAUAUAUGGGAGAAGGAGGCGGCGUCGGGGCGGUUCAACCAUAGCGGAUUCCUCCAGGGGCACCGAUUCGCCGUGCUGUGCCUGGCGGCGGUGGAGAGGGUGGUGCUGAGUGGGUCAGAGGACACCACGAUAAGGGUGUGGAGGAGAGAGGAAGGGACUGGGUUUCACGCGUGCUUGGCAGUGAUCGAGGGGCACCGGGGGCCGGUGCGGUGCCUGGCGGUGAGCCUGGAGGUGGAGAGCGAAGGGGUCGGGUUGUUGCUUUACAGUGCGAGCUUGGACAGGAUGGUGAAGGUGUGGAGGAUAAAGGUGGUGGGGAAGGUGAGGGAGGGGGAGGAGGGGCUGGAAGAGGAGGGGGAAGGGGAGGGGAAGGAAGUGGCGUUUGAGAUGAGCCCAGUGCUGUCGCCCUUGUGGGUGGAGAAGAAGCUUCAGGCAAGUCAUUUGUAUUAAGAGAUGGGGGUUCUGAUGGAAGAGGGUUUGGCGGUGGAUUUCAUCACUUCUGACGAGUUUGUGCUAAUGAAGGUGGCAAGGAGGUUUUCUGUAUGUAACUGAUUGGUAAACUGAAGUUAGACAAUUGGUAGUACCGCGGGCACUAGAUUUCACUACUUCUGACAAGUUCGUGCUCA
Molecule: messenger RNA, 1538 nt
Organism: Phoenix dactylifera (date palm)
Lineage: Eukaryota; Viridiplantae; Streptophyta; Magnoliopsida; Arecales; Arecaceae
Product: protein JINGUBANG-like
Molecular function (GO): protein binding
Source: RefSeq, a predicted model, not a curated record